Molecule: messenger RNA, 1611 nt
Organism: Mus caroli (Ryukyu mouse)
Lineage: Eukaryota; Metazoa; Chordata; Mammalia; Rodentia; Muridae
Product: epididymal secretory glutathione peroxidase
Biological process (GO): response to oxidative stress
Molecular function (GO): glutathione peroxidase activity
Source: RefSeq, a predicted model, not a curated record
AGAAAUCGGCAGUACUAGUCAUGGUUACACAGUUAAGAGUCUUCUAUCUUGUUCCACUUCUUCUAGCCAGCUAUGUGCAGACAACCCCCAGGCCGGAAAAGAUGAAGAUGGACUGCUACAAAGACGUGAAAGGCACCAUCUACGACUACGAGGCUCUGUCUCUUAAUGGGAAGGAACACAUUCCAUUCAAGCAGUAUGCAGGAAAGCACGUCCUCUUUGUCAACGUGGCAACCUACUGCGGGCUGACAAUCCAGUACCCUGAGCUGAAUGCACUCCAGGAAGAUCUGAAGCCACUUGGCUUGGUUAUAUUGGGCUUUCCCUGCAACCAAUUUGGAAAGCAAGAACCAGGAGACAAUUUAGAGAUUCUUCCUGGGCUCAAGUAUGUUCGUCCAGGAAAAGGAUUUUUACCUAACUUCCAGCUUUUUGCAAAAGGGGAUGUAAAUGGUGAAAACGAGCAGAAAAUCUUCACCUUCUUGAAGCGCUCUUGUCCUCACCCCUCAGAGACUGUGGUCAUGAGCAAACAUACCUUCUGGGAGCCAAUAAAAGUCCAUGACAUCCGCUGGAACUUUGAGAAGUUCCUGGUGGGACCGGAUGGCGUCCCUGUCAUGCGCUGGUUCCACCAGGCUCCUGUCAGCACUGUCAAGUCUGACAUCAUGGCGUACCUGAGCCAUUUCAAAACCAUAUAGGAAGGCCAAGCUUCUGACCUCUUCCUCCUUCUCUCUUAAAGACUGCUCUGAAAAAAAGACGCCAUCUUCUCAGCACACUCUUCACUGAAAUGGACUCUACCUCCCCAAGUCACCCCUAGAUUGCCUAAGUUCUUCCCCUGCACAAGUAGUUUUGUGUCUGGGAAGCUGUAGCUGUUUUUCCUUGUUAGAUUUAUGAGUUGAAGAGAGAAAAUAAAAUAAAAAAGGAAAAACUGAAUCCAGAGACCUCAGUUACAGGUUUGGCUGGGUAUGUUAGUACUCACCUAUAAUGUCAGCACUCAGCAGACAUUACGGACAUUUCAGGCAGAGACAGGAGGAACAUGAAUGGCAGGCCAGCCUAAGCUACAAGAGAUCGUGUGUCCAAAAAAAAAAAAAAAAAAAAUCCAUCAACAACAACACAACCCGAUUGAACUACUCUAAUUCAUCAAAGGAUAUGGGGAUAGCUUGGCUGGAGACUGUAUCUGAAGGAAGAGUCCCCUUGGCCAUUCUGAGUCUUUCUCUUCCCAGCCUGAAGGUAGAGAAAGAGCAAUGGAGGCUGGUCAGACAAUCUAGGUUGCUCCUCUGAAACUGUGUGUCUCCUGAGACAAAUGCCUUGUCAGUUCCUGAGGUCUUUUAAUUCAGUCUUCAUCUCUGUCUCCAUCCUCUCUGCCUUUCUCCUGUGGCCAAUCUGAGGGAGAGUCUGAGCAGAUUGACUCACACAGGAAGAGGGCAUCUCUCUGCUGCCAGGAUCCGGGACUUGUCCCUGAUUCUGCAAAAGUGUUCCUUUCUGUGUGAUCUUCACUGGUUCAGCUAGUGCUUAUGAGUGGGGAUGCAGAAUAGGACCCCCCCACACACACAUACACACCCCAACCUGGGAUUCUUCAACUUCAGAACUAGACAUAUUAUUUCCAAUAAAAUGUUUUCUGAA